Messenger RNA from Polychytrium aggregatum, 1274 nucleotides. RefSeq names its product Arp2/3 complex, 34 kd subunit p34-Arc-domain-containing protein. NCBI's taxonomy places the organism in Eukaryota, Fungi, Chytridiomycota, Chytridiomycetes, Polychytriales. The coding region runs from base 82 to 999 and encodes 305 amino acids. Gene Ontology annotation, molecular function: structural constituent of cytoskeleton; actin filament binding. The record is from RefSeq and is a predicted model, not a curated record. Gene Ontology annotation, biological process: actin filament polymerization; Arp2/3 complex-mediated actin nucleation. The transcript has 6 exons. Gene Ontology annotation, cellular component: actin cytoskeleton; Arp2/3 protein complex.
CUUCUUGGCUCGCAUCUCCACCCUUCCUCCCUCUCCUCCCUCCCCUCCUCCUCCUCCUCCGCGUACCUGGCCGCCGCAGACAUGAUUAUCCUCGAGUACCAGAACAAGAUCAUCGAAGAGACCUUCAGGGAGCAUCUGUCGAGCGAAGACUCGGAACAGCUGGACCGUCUCAGCCUCAGCUUUGCCGACUUUGACGGCGUCACCUACCUCCUGACUCGGCUGAAGGAGUCCAAGUCGGUGCUGACCCUCUCGAUGUCGAUGCAAUGCUUCCGAGAGCUGCUGAGCUACGGCGCCGAAAACGUCCUUGCGCGAGCCUAUGGAAAGUAUCUUGUCAACCCCGAGUCUGGAUACGAUAUCACCCUCAAGUUUGACGCCCAGCUCAUGUCGCCCGAGGAGAAAGACCAGGUCUUGAAGAGUGCACCUCUCUUGAAGCGCAACGUCCUGGCUGCCCCCUUCGAGGUUGCUUUCGAUGCCCAGACUCGAGGCGAGGAAACCCCGCUGAUGCAGAUCAACUACCGUGAUGAGGAGGCCAUCUACAUCAAGGGCUCUCCCGACCGCGUCACUGUGGUCUUCUCGACGGUCUUCAAGGAGGAGACGGACAAGAUCUUUGGCAAGGUCUUCCUCCAGGAAUUCGUCGAUGCACGCCGUCAGCCCUCGACCCAGAAUGCGCCCCAGGUUCUGUACAGCGCACGCGCUCCUCCGCUCGAGAUCCGCGAUGUGCCCGGCCUGCGCGACUCUGACGACAUCGGCUAUGUUACCUUCGUCCUCUUCCCCCGCCAUUUUGCCAGCAAUGUGCGCGAGGAGACCAUCUCUCGCAUCCAGAUCUUCCGCGACUAUCUGCACUACCACAUCAAGUGCUCCAAGUCGUACAUGCACUCGAGACUCCGUACCCGAGUCGACUCGUUCCUCAAGGUCCUGAACCGGGCCAAGCCCGAAAAGCCCGAGGACCAGAAGGAGAAGAAGACCAUCAGUGGUCGAACCUUCCGCCGUGCCGCAUAAGGUCGACGCCUGUUUGGGAUCGUGUGUCGACCAGCUCCUCUUCUUUUUGACCAGCUUUUCCGGACGAUUCUGGCGGUGUCAAUCCGGGAAGGACCAGCCUUUGACUUUCCAGUCGGGUCGGCACUGCGCCAGCGAAAUACACCGCUGCCGUGGAAUCCAUCACCGGGCUUUGGAUAUCGCCCACCGCUUCUGCCCCGCGGUGGAUUUUGAUCUUUCGCUGGGGCGUCUGCUCCAAGCGGCGGCGAGAUGCUGGGGAAGAUUGCCAGACGGCAUUG